Messenger RNA from Heterobasidion irregulare TC 32-1, 1200 nucleotides. RefSeq lists its product as uncharacterized. The transcript is spliced from 3 exons. Lineage: Eukaryota; Fungi; Basidiomycota; Agaricomycetes; Russulales; Bondarzewiaceae. The record is from RefSeq and is a predicted model, not a curated record. Bases 1 to 1200 code for a protein of 399 amino acids.
AUGCGGCCAUGGUUCCUUCUACUCCUGCCAGUCGUUCAGGCUGCUCUCGUAAACAAAACGAUCGACGAUGAGGCAGGUCCGGAUCCGUCGACAGGCGUUGCUCCCAUUACAUUCUUGCCUAUAGCAGGAUGGACUCAAGGAGCCACUUGCGAUGGCUGUGUCGCGACGUUAGACAAAGCGCUGGUGUUCAACCAUACUUGGCACGAUACUACCCAUUUUCCAGGUGAUGCUGAGCAGCGCACGGUGACAGUUUCCUUCACUGGAACUGCUGUAUACGCUUAUGCAGUCCUGUCAUAUGUUCUCACCAAUCUGACGUUCAAUAUCGAUGGAUCUGAUGUGGGGAAUUUCGUCUACGUUCCGCCUGCAACUUUUGGAGGCUAUCAAUAUGACCACCCCAUAUUUUCCAAGGAUGGGUUGAAGAACGGAUCUCAUCAGUUGGUUAUGAGCACUACAGGCAAUACCAAUCAGACAAUAUUUCUCUUUGAUUACUUGGUCUACACAGUUGACACGGAUCCUGCCACGAGCUCUGCCACUUCUACCUCUUCGACUGCGUCCGUCCAACCUUUAAGCUCGACCCCUGCACCCUCAGUAGACCAUUCCAAAAAGACCACGUCCGUCGGCCCUAUCGUGGGUGGUGUUGUCGGCGGCUUAGCCGUCGUCGGCGUUGUCGCCGCCCUCCUAUUGUUCUGUUUACGACGACGCAUGUCACCCCAUGUCUACGUCCACGAUGACUCCAAGAUGCAGAUCGAGCCACUCACGCACAAUCUUCUACCACCCUCUCCAUUACCUUCGGACUCUGGUGGGAACACUUCGUACCCGUACCGAAGCCUGCCGGUAACAUCAUACACGGCACACGAUCCGAACCUUGGUGCCACAGACUCGUCAAGUUCUAGCACCAUAUCCGCAGGAAAUGCGACGAUGCAAGCGCGAGCCGCUGCCGUUCGACUGGAGGCGAAACAUCCACGAUCGAAUCCCGGACACACGCAACAGAUAUCAGACGUCACAUUCCCAACAUCAUCCACACCUACGUCUACACAGGCACGUACCGCCUUGGGGGAGGCUGAUCUGCGGGCAGACGCCUCGGGAGCUGACACCGAUCUGCGGAACGAGGUAGCGGAAUUGCGCGUUAGGAUGGAGAUCCUCCAAACUCAGCGUACAUGGGCUGCAUUAGACGAGUCGCCUCCGCAAUACGAUGGCUAA